AUGUCUAACACAAGUGAAAAUGUUAUUGGACUGAGUAAGGAUCUGCCAUCUUUGACAAUUACCCGUGAUAGUUAUCCCAAGUAUCAUACCAGAACUAGCGCUAGCGAAUUACCACAACUUCCACAGUAUCUGCCAUCAACUGAUGAAAUCGAUGAAGUAGAUAAUGGAGAUGCCACUCAACAAUACGUUGAAUUUAAUUUAAAAGAGGAAAUUGAGAGGGAGUCUAAACAACCAGAACUUGAGGAAAAGCAAACAGAAGUAAAGAAUGUUGAAGAAACUGAAGAUGAUUUUUUCACAAACACCAAUUCUAAUUGGAAAGAGAUGAAAACUAUAUCUGAUCUUGAUUUUUACAAUGAUAAAGGAGAACUUCAGCACAAAUCUAAAACUGGAAAAGAUUUUACCAAAGAUAAUAAUCUUCAUUUUGGAUACACCAAGAUUGAUACAGAGGAACAAGUCAACAAAUACGCGGCAUUGGAUAAGAAAACCGAAUUUUUAUUUAAAGGUAAUACAAAAUCGUAUGCUAAUAAGAAUGUUAUAUUUAAUGCUGAUGAUCAUGAUUCAGAUUCGGAUUAUGACAAUGAUGAUGAGUUAGAUUCUGGUGAGACUCUAGCUGAUACCAAGAAAAUGCUCUCCGAAUCCCAAAAAUUUGCAUAUGUUGGAAUCACAAAAUUGUUGACGGUUGAUAUGGCAACAAAUUUAGCUAAAGUUCAAUUUGGAACGAACGGUAGGAUAGCAAAACAAUUGAGUAAUAGUCAAAAGAAUUUUUCAAAUUGGACAAUGUAUGUUUUAUCAAAAUUGUAUGAGCAUUUGGAUGUUAAAGGAGAAGAAAAAGCAAUGAUUGAGAAUUUAAGUAAACAUGGUGUAGAGCUAAAAGAUUUGUCAAAAAGUUUAAAAGAAGUUGAACUUAAAAAGCUUUCUUUCAUAAAUGAUGAAUUUGAUUUGAGAUGGGUCAUUAUUUGUGAUAUGUUUCUUCUUUUGUUAAGUGAUGGUUACUAUGAUGCUAGAUCCAGGUCAUUAUUAAUGAAUUUUGCAGAAACCAUUGACAUUUCAAAGUUGGAAAUAUUACAAUUUGAAAGGCGAUUAAUGGAAUGUUUAGAUAUGGAGACAAGAGAAAAAUCUAUUGAAAAUAAAGAUGAAUAUUUGAAUGAUCAAUCAUUUAUAAAGCAGCAAAUCAAGAAGAAUAAAAAUAAAAGAUUGGCUAUGAUUGGUUUAGCCACACUUGGAGGUGGGUUAGCAAUUGGUUUAUCAGCUGGAUUGUUGGCUCCGGUAAUUGGAGCUGGUAUUGCAGCAGGUCUCACCACUGUUGGUAUAACUGGUACGAGUGGAUUUUUAGCAGGUGUUGGUGGUAGUGCUUUGAUAACGACAGGUGGUGUAGCUAUAGGUGCCAAAGUUGGUAAUAAAGCGGGAGCAAGAAGACUGGGUGAUGUUCAUACUUUUGAAUUUAAACCAUUACAUAAUAAUAAAAGAUCAAAUUUAAUCGUGACGGUGAGUGGAUGGAUGAAUGGUGCUAUGGAUGAUGUAAGACUUCCAUUCUCAACGGUAGAUCCAGUGAUGGGAGAUAUGUUUUCAUUAUUAUGGGAACCAGAAAUGUUACAGUCUAUGGGUCAAACAAUAGGAAUUUUAGCAAGUGAAGCUUUAAGUACUUCCAUUCAACAAAUUUUAGGAGCAACGAUUUUAGGAGCUUUGAUGUCAGCAAUUCAAUUACCAAUGGCUUUGUCUAAAUUAUCAUAUUUGUUAGAUAAUCCGUGGAAUGUUUCCUUAGAUAGAGCAUGGAAAGCUGGUAAACUUUUAGCUGACACAAUUCUAUCUGGUAAUUUAGGGGUACGACCAAUCACAUUAGUUGGGUUCUCAUUAGGCGCUAGAUUGAUCUAUUCAUGUUUAAUCGACCUAGCUAGGCGAGGUGGAUAUGGUUUGAUUGAGAAUGUGAUUUUACUAGGUUCACCAAUCUCUAUAAAUACAGAUCAAUUAGCUCAAGCACGAUCUGUUGUUAGUGGACGUUUCAUCAAUGGAUUUUCAAAAAAAGAUUGGAUUUUGGGCUAUUUAUUCAGAGCCACUGGUGGUGGGAUUUCAACUGUAGCUGGAUUAUCAGCUUUGAAAACUGUUUACGGUAUUGAGAAUAUUGAUUGUACUGAAUUUGUGGAAGGUCAUAUGUCUUAUAGAAAAGCUAUUCCUAAAAUCUUAAAAACAAUGGAUUGGGAAGUAUUAAGUGAAGAGUUUGCUGAAAUUGAAGAACCUGAUCCAGAACAAAAUGAAAGACAAAGACAAUUAAUUAAUGAAUUUGAUGAAGCUAGAGCUAAAAUGGAUGAUAAACCUGCGGAAGAACCAAAAGGAUGGAAAAAAUGGUUUCAACCUAAGAAAAAAGAUUGGUGGGAUAUUUAUGAGGAUAAAGAUGAUAAAGGAAAAGUUAUUGAAGAGUAUGAUGAAGCUGCUCCAGUAUUUGAUGUAGAUGCUUUAACAAAAGAAGUUAAUGAGAUUGAAAUGAAUAAAUAA
This is a messenger RNA of Lodderomyces pseudojiufengensis, 2490 nucleotides long. RefSeq lists its product as uncharacterized. Lineage: Eukaryota; Fungi; Ascomycota; Pichiomycetes; Serinales; Debaryomycetaceae. Bases 1 to 2490 code for a protein of 829 amino acids. The record is from RefSeq and is a predicted model, not a curated record. The transcript has a single exon.